Danaus plexippus (monarch butterfly) is the source of this 2370-nucleotide messenger RNA. RefSeq lists its product as uncharacterized. Lineage: Eukaryota; Metazoa; Arthropoda; Insecta; Lepidoptera; Nymphalidae. The transcript has 7 exons. The coding region runs from base 464 to 1489 and encodes 341 amino acids. The record is from RefSeq and is a predicted model, not a curated record.
CAGAGUUAGUUCCGCGAGAGGGCCCGUUACCUCUGAACGUUUGUGCAGUACCAUACGUAUUUAUAUGAAAAUAUUACGUCAACCGAUCACUUAACACAAUCGAAAAUUAAUAUCUCCUAAUUCGUAAAUAAGACAACGUGGGUCUUGACAAGUUUUUUAAUUUCUAAAUAUAUUUUUUUAACUAUUUUGCGAAGUUUAAAGUGAAGUUGAAUUCUGUUAUUUCAAAAUAUAAAACGGUUGUUUAUAAAUCACGGAACUGUUAUUAAUUUUAUGUGAUCCAUUAUAUAAUAAAUAUUUUUAUGAACACAUAAUACUUUAGUUGAACAAUGAAGCUGGAUAAAAACUGCGAAUUCUGGUAAUUCGAUAUUACUUCAAUAAAAUGAUCAAGUGUGCGAGUAGUUCAGGAAAUUAAAGAAAAAUAGUGUCUGUGUUAUAUGAGACGUUUGUGGGAUAGAUAGGUGGCAUGGAGGUGGUUCUAACAGGAAGCCGCAUUUUGGUGGCGUUUAUAGCUACCAUUAUAUGGAGUAUGGGGGUUCGAGGGCUUCAUAACUUAGAAAUCAACGUGCCAAGUGCAGUGCUCGUGGGAGAGACGGUUACCCUCGAAUGUAGUUGGCAGUUAGAAGAUGAAGAGGCCCUAUACAGCGUAAAAUGGUACCGAGGGAGAGAAGAAUUCUAUAGAUAUAUACCAAAGGAAUUGCCUCACACGAGAGUAUUCCCACUGCCUGGGAUUGAAGUGGAUAUAUCACGUUCGGGUGCCAGGCGCGUUGUUCUACAGGAGGCAACACCGGCGAUGGCAGGUCGUUUCCGCUGCGAGGUGUCAGCAGACGCACCCACUUUCCACACGGAAAUACGAUCAGCGCCCUUGGAUGUCGUAGAACCUCCAGAAUGGCCUCCCAAAUUAGUAUCCGAUCGAUCAUGGUAUGGUGUUGGAUCUACACUAAAGGCGACAUGCGCCUCGCCGCAGGCGCAUCCACCUGCGAAUUUGACGUUUGCUUUGAACGGUCAAGAGAUCGAUAUGGAAUCACUUCUCCAUGAGGUACCGGAUUGGUUUAAAUGGGAUCCUCAGAUGAAAGCCGACACAACUACAACGGAGCAACCCGAGGAUGAUAUCAAUUUCAAUAUAUUUUCCGACGAAAGUAAUAUUCAAUAUCUUGACGAAUCUUACAUAAACCUUCAUAAAGAAGAAAUCAGGCGACCCUCUAAAGAAAGUAUAAAGCCAGUCUAUGAAAGGACGGGACCUGAUAAUAGGCUGCCAUCAGUUGGCGAAGUUUUAUUUGUCGUUCGACACGAAGCCUUCGAGCGCGGUAGCUUGAGGUUGACCUGCAUAGCAAGUAUAUACAACCUGUACGCAGCACGUGCCGAACUAAUAUUCGAUAUGGAGCAACCAGAAGUUGCUUCAGUUUUGGGCGUCCGCAACGAUGCUAUAGAUUCUUAUAGUAUGAGCUGGUAUUCUGUGUAUAUGUCCCUAAUUUUACUAAUCAUCCGGUAGUUUUAUACUGAAAAUAAUAAAAUAUAAAUUGCAUAGCAUGUUGGAAUGAUACUUCAAUGGCAACAUUCACAUUGUACAUAUUCAUGUAACAUAUCUAAUUACGUCAUUCGUAUACGUCUUUUGUUUCAUCCUAUUCACGUUGCAGUUUCAAAGAUGUAAAUAUUUUAGUGUAAAAAAUAUAAAUUAUAUUGAGUUCUUUAUAGCUCAAAUGAUUUAAAAAAAUACCUAUGUAUAAGUAGUGCCUAAGUGACAUGUGAUGUAAUAUUGUUUAUGAAUUGUUUUAUCGUAACUCUUAUAAGAACUAUUGAAAGAAAUUUUAUUUUAGAAAUAAUAAUCGAAUUUAUUAUUUUUGUGCAUUAUCUAUAAAUUGGUUACCGUGUUAGGAUGUAACCAUAUCAAAGACUGAACAUUUAUUUAUAAAUUACAAACUUUUGGGCUAUUAAGUUUGUUUUCUAAAAUAAUAAUUGUAAUAUAAAUAAAAAAAAUCAAUUGCCAAUAUCUUUAAAUGGAAACAUUAUUUAGUAGAUAUCUUAAAGAAUACCGUUCUAUAUAUUCAUGUUGAUGGAUUAGCUUGCAUUACAAAAAAUGUGGGCUAUUUGUCUUUGCAUGAAAGUAUCGUAACAAUUUGUAAGAUUUCCGAUUUUACGUUUAUACUUCCACGUGUAGUUUCUUGGCCUAAUGGAAGAAUGUCUUUAAUAAUAAAUAUGUUAUUAAUAAACAAUCCCUUACACUAAAGUAGACGAUUAAAUGACAAUUGUAAAUAUUUUCCUCUAAGAAUUUAAACAUGUGUCAACUAUCAUCAAGAUUUCUAUUAUAUGUACAAAAUAAAUAGAUUACUGAGAAACGUAUCGAAGUUAUUAAAAAUAGAAUAAAAAUGUUAA